Cotesia congregata is the source of this 945-nucleotide messenger RNA. The record is from the annotation of a GenBank genome assembly. Lineage: Eukaryota; Metazoa; Arthropoda; Insecta; Hymenoptera; Braconidae.
AUGAAUUUAAAUGGAAAAGAAAAUAUGUCAACACCUCAUAUUAACAGCAAUCAAUUUAUUACUUCAUUUGAUGUAUCAUCAAAUUGGGAAGUAGUUGGAAAUACAAAAAAGUUAAGCAAUUCAAUCUCAAUUGGCUUAGCAGCUGACUGCUUAGAUGGAAUAUCUCUUGAAGAUAUUGCAGACGAAAAAACAUGUAUUACAAUAAAGCAAAAGGCAAAUGACAGCGAGCCUUGUACAGUGGAGAUAAAAUUGAAAAAUAGGGGAACAAAAAUUAAACGAGUAGGAAUAGUUUCUGAAGCUUCUGUCUUAGAGAUUUUCCAGGAAUUUGGAGAAUAUACGACAACCGUUUUUACUGAAAUGAUUGAUGAGUUUGAAGAUUCUGUUGUUACUUAUGCCGAUGUUGUAUUUGAACGACCAUCGUCUGAAGUCAGUAUAAAGUUUACAAGAAUUAAGAAUAACAAAUCUAAAAUGUUUCUCUAUGGAAUCCGGCUUCUGCUCCAACAAUCAGAAGUUUCAAACGUUACAGAAAAUUUUGAUGCAUCUGUAAUGAAUGAAUGUUUACUAAAAUUACUGGAGAAAGCAAAUAAAGUACAAGGAAAAUUAAGUUGUGUCGUUGAUAAAAAACAUGACAAUAUUAGUAAUAAGUACGAUCUCACAACAAAUAACAACGCAAACAAUGUUUUGCAAGUUGAUCGUGACGAUGUUGAGUCGAACGUGAAAUUUUUAACUAAUGAGCAGUAUGAAAAAAAUGAACAAUUAAAAUCUGCGAGUAUUGACUCAACAAAUUAUCAUCAAGCUCUUGAAACUUUGCUUGAUUUGAAGAUUUCACAAAUGGAGCAACGACUUUCGAGGAAAAUAGAUCUGUUGGAAGCUAGAACAAAUGAAAAAUUAGAUAAAAUUAUAAAGUCACUAGAUUUUCUAAAGAAUUUUACUGUAGAACAAUAA